AUGAAGCUCUACAUUUUCUUGGUCAGUCUCACCGUCGCCACGAGCGCAAUGGCAGCGGCUGUCGACACCUUGUCCGGUGUUCCACGCAAUGUGCGGGAAUUCCGUGAAAAACACCCAGUCGCAAAACGGACACCCAACUGUCGUAGAACAUACACACCUCGGGCUUCUCGUGACGAUUUUGACGAUGUUUCCGACGAGCUCUUAGCUACUAUUAAGAAAGCCAACAACGGUGGCACCGUUUAUUUGCCCGAAGGGCAAACAUUUGUUAUUGGCAAGCCUCUCGACCUGACGUUUCUGAACGACAUUCACGUGCGACUCGAAGGAACAAUCAAGUUUACGAACGAUGUUCCCUACUGGCAAAAGCACGCUUUCUACCACCCAUUCCAGCGUUCACUUAUGUUCUGGAAAUGGGGUGGAAAGGACAUCAAGAUUUUUGGGGAGGGUACUCUGGAUGGACAGGGACAGAGGUGGUGGAACGAGUUUUCCGGCGCAGAGAUCUUGGAUCCCGACAAUGAGUAUCUUCGGCCCAUUCUCUUCUACGCUGAGCAUGCGGAGAACUUGCAUCUCGAAGGCAUCCUCAUGAAAGACUCACCGGUUUGGCACAAUUUCAUCGUUGAGUCCAAGUACAUCACCUAUAGAGACGUGAUUGUUGAGGCCAAAUCGAAUAACGCUACUGUCGAGCCCAAAAACGGAGAUUUCUUCAACUCGCUCAAUGUGGAGCACAUCAAGAUUGAACGGGUGUGGGUCGACUCUGAUGACGACUGUUUCUCACCCAAGUCCAACAAUACCGAUCUGCACGUCAAUACAAUGUAUUGCAACAACUCCCACGGACAGUCACUUGGCUCUCUUGGUCAAUAUGAGGGUGAGUAUCUCUUUGUAAAAGAUGUUGUGAUAGAAAACAUCUGGAUGCUCAACGGUAACAACGGAGCCCGAAUCAAGGUUUGGGCCGGAGAGCACGUAGCAACGGGUUUUGUGGAUAACAUAACCUUUCGCAACUUUUACUCGGCAAACGAUGACUGGCCGAUUUUUCUCGACUCUUGCUAUUUCAAUAUCGAUGCAGAGACGUGUAACAGGUUUCCGUCCAAGAUGAAGGUCAGCAAUGUUCUCUUUGAGAACUUCCAAGGUUACUCAAGUGGAACUCGUGGUCGCGCCGUCGCGCGCGUGAGUUGCUCAACAAACGAAGACGGUCUAUGCCAAAACAUACGCUUUAAGAACUUCAACAUCACCAGCCCUUGUGGUGGGCAGUCGGUAGUAAUAUGUGACGGUCUGGAUGGAGACUUGGGAGUACCUUGUGUGCCAUUCAAUAGCGUUGAAGCACAAGAAGCACUUGCCGACCGUUGCGCUGGAUCGAAGGCCUUCAUUGAGCCCCCUUGGCCAGUAAGGGAUUAUGGCGCUAGGGACUGA
Colletotrichum spaethianum is the source of this 1404-nucleotide messenger RNA. Its product is annotated as putative exopolygalacturonase B. Lineage: Eukaryota; Fungi; Ascomycota; Sordariomycetes; Glomerellales; Glomerellaceae. The coding region runs from base 1 to 1404 and encodes 467 amino acids. Gene Ontology annotation, biological process: carbohydrate metabolic process. Gene Ontology annotation, molecular function: polygalacturonase activity. The record is from RefSeq and is a predicted model, not a curated record. The transcript is spliced from 3 exons.